Macrosiphum euphorbiae (potato aphid) is the source of this 927-nucleotide messenger RNA. NCBI's taxonomy places the organism in Eukaryota, Metazoa, Arthropoda, Insecta, Hemiptera, Aphididae. The record is from the annotation of a GenBank genome assembly.
AUGGAAUUUUAUAAAUUACAAUCCGGUGGUAGAAUGCCAGCUUUAGGUUAUGGAACAUUUUUGGCUACAGGUAUUGAAUUAGAACAGUCUUUAAAUAUAGCGCUAGAAACUGGCUAUAGGUUCUUCGACACGGCCAUUGGUUACAACAAUGAACCAGUCAUUGGAAAGGUUUUAAAUGAAUGGAUAUCAGCUGGAAAAGUGACUAGAGAAGAAUUGUUCAUCAUAACUAAACUCCCAUGCUUUGGAAAUCGUCCAGAAGAAGUAGAUACAUAUAUUAAACAAUCACUAAAAGACUUACAGCUAGAUUAUGUUGAUAUGUACCUGAUACAUCUUCCAAUUGGUCUAUUUAAAAAUGGUAAAACUUUGUACAGUGAUAUGGAAUUAGACAACAGUACGGAUCAUCUUAACAUUUGGAAGAAAAUGGAGGAUCAAGUGGUUAAUGGCCGGGCGAAAUCUAUCGGUUUGUCGAACUUCAACAUCAAACAAAUACAAAGGAUAUUAGACAAUUGCAAAAUUAGACCCGAAGGUCUCCAGAACGAGAAUCAUUUGUACAUGCAAUCUCCCGAAGUCGUGCGAUUUUGCAAACUUAACGAUAUCAUAUUGAUCUCGUACUCGACUCUGGGCAUGAAAUCUUUCAGAGAAUUGGCGGGAUUAUCUUGGAAAAAUAAACAGUUACCAGAAAUGUUGGAGAAUGAUGUCUUGGUCAAGGUUGCAAAAAAACAUGGUAAGACUACAGCUCAAGUGUUGCUGAGGUUCCUCAAUCAGAAAAAAAUUGCCGUCAUACCCAAGAGCGUGACCCCAGAUCGAAUAGUGGAGAACUUUCAAAUUUUCGAUUUCAAAUUGGACACGGAAGACUUGGACGCUCUACGCAGUGAGGACAAUGGAGAAGAUGGGCGUAUCGUAUACUUUUCGAUGAUUAAAAAGUAG